GUGUUGCAGCUCAACAGAAAUAAGUUAGGAGGACCACUGCCAAGCUCUGUUGCCAAUCUUUCAACCAUGCUCCAAUGGUUAGUAUUAGCCAACAACCAUUUUUCUGGUGUUUUACCGAUCGACAUCGGUCGAUAUGUGAAUUUGCAGAAUCUCGACAUGAAGCAGAACUUGUUUAUCAGUGGUGAUAUUCCUCCAUCAAUUGGAAAUCUUCAAAAUUUGCAACUAUUGGAUCUAUCAACAAACAAUUUUUCUCAACUCAUUCCAGACUCUCUUGGCAACCUCACUCAAUUGAGUGAGCUGUAUUUAGGUGGCAAUAUCUUGCAAGGGAGCAUACCUACAAGUCUGGGAAACCUACAAUCUUUGAGGCAUUUUGAUCUUUCUUACAAUAAUCUUUCUGGGAGAAUUCCUAAAGAAGUUGUCAGCAUUGCGUCGAUCACAACCUUCUUUGGUUUGUCUCAUAACUCACUUACAGGGCCAUUACCUUCAGAGAUCGGUACCUUGAAGAAUGUCAUAGAAUUGGAUGUAUCAGAGAACCAUUUAUCCGGUGAGAUUCCGAUAAGCAUAGGAAAAUGUCAACUACUGAAAAGGCUAUACAUAAAUGGCAAUUCCUUUCAAGGCAUCAUUCCAUCAUCCAUGAGUGAUUUGAAAGGCAUUGAAGAGCUUGAUCUUUCAAGAAACAACUUCUCUGGCAGCAUUCCUCAAUUUCUGACAGAUUUCAAGUUUUUACACUAUCUAAACCUUUCCUUCAAUGAGUUCAAUGGCGACGUACCAAAGGGAGGAGUGUUCGACAAUGUGACUGGAGUUUCAGUGCAGGGAAAUGACAACAUCUGUGGUGGUAAUCAGGUGUUACACUUGCCACAAUGCAACAUAGAAUCUAAGAAUAAGAAAGGACACUGGAAAUCUCUGAAGCUCAAAGUGAUACUCUCUGUUUCUCUAGUCCUUGUGUUCUUACUGCUCUUGAUUAUAAGCUUGAUACUUAUCAGGCACUGGAAGCAAAAGUCAAAGCUGAAAUCUCAGUCCAAGAUUCCAGGCGAACAGCAACAGUUUAUGAAGGUCUCUUAUGCAGAGCUUCUUAGAUCAACAGAAGAAUUCUCUCCUGCAAAUUUGAUUGGUGUUGGAAGCUAUGGCUCGGUGUAUAAAGGAAUAAUGGAUUUGGAUGGCGAAAAAGUUAUUGCUGUCAAAGUACUGAACCUUCAACAACGAGGAGCUUCGAAGAGCUUUAUUGCUGAAUGCGAGGCAUUGAGGAACAUUCGGCAUCGAAAUCUCAUCAAGAUACUAACUUCUUGCUCGAGUGUCGACUUCAAAGGCAAUGACUUCAAAGCUCUAGUGUUCGAGUACAUGCCUAAUGGAAGUCUCGAGCAAUGGUUGCAUCCUACAGAAGAUGAACAAAGCCAAGUGAGAAGUCUGAGUUUCAUCAAAAGAUUGAAAAUAGCUAUCAAUAUCGCCACUGCAUUGGAUUACCUCCAUCACCACAGCUCAAUGCAGAUUGUGCAUUGUGAUCUAAAGCCAAGCAAUGUUCUUCUCGACGAAAACAUGACAGCUCACGUCGGAGACUUCGGUCUUGCAAGGUUGCUAGAUAAUAAAAUUCCCAAGCCAUCAUCAAGACAUUCAAACAGUUCAACAGGAACAAUGAAGGGAACAAUUGGAUAUGUUGCCCCAGAGUAUGGAGUAGCCAACCAAGUGUCACCUCAUGGAGAUGUGUACAGUUAUGGAAUAGUCUUGCUAGAGAUGUUCACAGGAAGGAGACCAGUACAAGAGAUUUUCAGAGAAGGACUAAGUCUUCACUCAUUUGUUGAGAUGGCAUUGCCUGAAAGAGUUAAAGAAGUUACAGAUCAAAGGUUGCUAGAUUUUGAUGAUGAUGAUGAUGAUGAAGAGAAUAGUGAAAUAGAAGCAAUGCUUGAUAGCUUAACAUCAGUUCUGAAGAUCGGCUUAGUUUGCUCAAAUGAAAGAGUGACAGAUCGAAUGAGUAUGGGAGAUGUUGUGAAUGGAUUGCAUGGAAUCAAGGACUCAUUUCUCUGCUCUAAAACCAGAGCAAACAGAGCAAACAGAGCAAACUUGAAAGGUGAAGGUUCAUCCCAAACUAGUGUGUUGGAAAGGAAGAGAAUGAGUUGAUCUUGAUGGAAGAUCACAAUAACGUUUUAUUGUAUGCAUUGCAAAUCUUGGAUUGUUUUCCAGUGUUAUAUAUGAUGGAGAAUUCUCAUUUAUGUUCAGUCUUAUUGAGU
Dioscorea cayenensis subsp. rotundata (Guinea yam) is the source of this 2222-nucleotide messenger RNA. Its product is annotated as receptor kinase-like protein Xa21. The record is from RefSeq and is a predicted model, not a curated record. Gene Ontology annotation, molecular function: ATP binding; protein binding; protein kinase activity. The transcript has 2 exons. Gene Ontology annotation, biological process: protein phosphorylation. The coding region runs from base 67 to 2112 and encodes 681 amino acids. NCBI's taxonomy places the organism in Eukaryota, Viridiplantae, Streptophyta, Magnoliopsida, Dioscoreales, Dioscoreaceae.